CAUGGACUCAAAACGGAUGCACGCACUUCCUUAUUCAUUCAAGGGUGGAUGAUGGUGGAUUCACUUUUGGAUCGAUAUUUCUUACCCGACCGUGGCUCGCCGUAAUUUGGAUAACUUUGAACGCUCUUCUUGAUGGCGGGCACCAGCUUGUGGCAGAGCCUCCAUGUUCAGAAUCUUGCCCUUAGACAGGAUCCAUUUUGGCAAGGCGCUGUUGGAAGAGCAUGGCUCCAGUCUCCACGGCUUAGCCACGCAGCAACAAGCUCUUGAGAAGCGUCAGGAUCUUUUGGCUCAGGAAGCUCAGCAGCGAAAUCUCCAGUUGCACGAGCUACGGAGAGAACAUCGAAAACUGUUGAAGGACUUCCACGAGCUUCGGGAUGAGUAUGGAGCCGUUCGCGAUUGUUUGACCGCUGCCAAUGUGGUCACCACACCAAACCUUUGCCGGCAUUUGAGCAGGCGCCGAGCGCCCCGUGUCUUCAAGAGAAUUCUGGAGGAGCCCGGCUUGGCCAUGGUCCUUGGAAGUGUCAUGGGGGUCAUGAGCUCCAUGCGCUUGCGCGAGACAGCGCAUGUGGCUGAUGGUUUGAGCAAAUGCCUUGGACUGCUGAAGAAGAGAAUGCCUCCGGACAUUUACGUCCUUGGCGGCAAGAACGAUUCAUCCCCAGCGCUUUGCGCCGUGGAAUGCUUCAGCCCUCUUCGGGGUGAGUGGCAAGCUGUGCCACCCAUGAGAGUCAGCCGCUAUGGCUGCGCGGCCGCCACUCUGAAUGGCUUGUUGUACGUCGUCGGGGGACACGAUGGCCAAAAGGCCUUGGCUUCCGCUGAGCGCUUUGAUCCGACGGUCAAGAAGUGGAGUCGUUUACCGGAUAUGCCGACUCCACGUUCACGCUGCGCAGCGGUCGCAGUGAAAGGACGCUUGCAUGUGCUCGGCGGGCGAGCAGAGUCACGGCUGACCAGUCCUCAAGCCUUGCCGACAGAGAGAUUUGAUCCCAGAACCUGCAAAUGGGAGGCCCUACCCGCCAUGCCCUUGGCUCCACUGGGAUGUGCUGCAGCUGAACUGAAGGGCACUAUUUAUGCAGUAGGUGUGAAUGCUGAUAGAAGCAUGAUUGUCGAAGUCUUUGAUCCAGCAGCAUGUACCUGGUCUGCUCGAGCGCCCGUCCCCAGGCAUCGCUUCGGGGUGGCCGCCGCGUCGGUGGCCGGGUCUUUGUAUAUUGCCGGCGGCCACAAUGGGCAGAAGGCGGUGGCCGAAUUGGAGCGCUGCGACCUGCGGAAGCAAGGCCAUUGGGAGCAGCUGCCCCCGGCGCCUUCUGCACGGCAUGGCUCAGCAGCAGCAGCUGCUGGAGGCUCCUUCUACCUCAUCGGCGGUGACGACGGCAAGUCGUUGGCCACAGUGGAACGCUUUGAUCCCAUGUUGAAGAGAUGGGUGACUCUGCCUCCCUUGCCGACGGGGCGCUUCGGCUGUGCGGCUGCAGCGGCCUGGGCGUAGGAGGAGAAGGUCAAGAUCUGGCCUUGCAAGCCAAGCCGCGAGGGGCCGCGAGGGGUGUCGGGGCCAACGCGUCGCUUAGGGCCAGUGUCGUGGUUUCCACGGCCAAUGAAUCACAUUUUUCCUGUGAAAACCACAGGAUCUAGGUAACCUAGCCUCAUGUGAACAGCACAUUGCACCGACUAGAGCGGUGGAGAGAUCGAACCUCUCUCUUGCCGCGAAAUCGCCCUUUGGGCCACAGAAA
Durusdinium trenchii is the source of this 1718-nucleotide messenger RNA. NCBI's taxonomy places the organism in Eukaryota, Dinophyceae, Suessiales, Symbiodiniaceae. The record is from the annotation of a GenBank genome assembly.